Messenger RNA from Leucoraja erinaceus (little skate), 4876 nucleotides. Its product is annotated as epidermal growth factor receptor kinase substrate 8-like protein 1. The record is from RefSeq and is a predicted model, not a curated record. Gene Ontology annotation, cellular component: vesicle; ruffle membrane; plasma membrane. Gene Ontology annotation, molecular function: actin binding. Gene Ontology annotation, biological process: Rho protein signal transduction; positive regulation of ruffle assembly; regulation of Rho protein signal transduction. The transcript has 21 exons. Bases 195 to 2342 code for a protein of 715 amino acids. NCBI's taxonomy places the organism in Eukaryota, Metazoa, Chordata, Chondrichthyes, Rajiformes, Rajidae.
CAGUGUGUGUUUUAAACCCACGCCCAGUGACAGACACUUACUGCCUUCACUGAGAGGAGAAGGUGAGGCGAUACAGGGCGUCCGGACACUGGCGAGGAGAAGCUCAUUUGCCCCUUGCCGCCUUUACAUUAAAUUGACAGAGGACUUCGACAAUCCCAGGCGUUUGUGGCCAGUCGCCAAGAACUCGGCCAGGCAUGAGCUACAGGUCGCAAGAUCGAGGAAGCACGCUCCCAUAUGGCGAUCGGCUUUUGAAACCGACCGGCCGGUCGAUCUACGAGCAGAGGAAGAAAUACGCCAACACAAACUUCAUCAUGGAGGAUCGCUCUCAAUACCACGUCAAUCAUCUGGCCACCUUCCCCCUGGGACCUGGGGAGGAGACCCAGACGGUGGAUGAGUCUAUCAAGAAGCUGAAGUCCAUGGAUAGCAAGGGCCGGAUCUGGACUCAGGACAUGUUGCUGCAGGUCCACCCCCAGGCCGUCAGCCUGGUGGACAUCGAGUCCAAGGAAGAGCUGGAGAACUACCCGCUGUCGGCGAUCGAGAGUUGCGAGUCGCUGUUGAACAACUGGAGGUACAACUCCAUCCUCAUCCUUGUGUGCAAGGAAGGCCACCAGGUCAAGCCGGACAUCCACUUCUUCCAGUGUUCCGAGGUGGGGGCUGACCUGAUCAGGUCCGACAUUAACAGCGCCAUCACGGACAUGAGAAGUGGGAAAGCUGAGAGACCUAACGCGCUCAGGUUGAAUCAGGAGAGGAUGAAUGAACAGAACUCCCCUUCCCCCCCCUUGCCACUCACCCCUUCCCCAAAGAUGGCUCCCAAAGCCCCAAUCACCUACAACCCCUUGAUCAGGAGUCAAGGCUCAUCGCCUCUCCCACCAUCUCCGACAACUUCAUCCGACCUCACAGAUUGGAACGGCGCGGACAGGAACCUGGUGGACACGGUGGAACACAGGAUGUCACGAGACGUGGCGAUCCUGAACCACACGUUCGACGAUAUCGAGAGCUUCAUGGCUCGGCUCCAGAAAAGUGCUGAGGCCUUCAAGAUUCUGGAUCAGAGGAAGAAGGGCAGAAUGGGCAGGAAGAAAACCGUGAAGGAAAGCGGAGAGGGCAUGUUGACACUGAGAGCAAGACCGCCCUCUCAGGAAGAGUUUGUCGAAGUCUUUCAGAAGUACAAGUACUCCUUCAGUUUGCUGGCUCGUGUGAAAACCAACAUUGUCAACCCCAAUGCCACGGAGCUCGUCCACUUCCUCUUCGGACCCCUUGAUGUGAUGGUGCAGACGGCUGGUCUGGACGUGGCCAGUUCAGUGUCCAGCCCGUUCCUCACCAAUGACGCUGUCCACCUCUUGACCGACACCCUCAACGAGACGGAGGACACACUGUGGCAGUCGCUGGGUGACCACUGGACCAAACCCAGGUUGGAGUGGCCCCCUGACCAGUGGGGUGCCCCCUACACCGCAUCCUUCCGCUCUGGGUGGGUGCCCGACCGGCUGGACCCUAACAACACCCCCUGGGAUGACCCCGUCGAACUCCAGCACAAGCACGAGUUCCUCCGCAUGCAGCAAUCUGGCCCUCAGACGGUCCCCAUCAAGCUGACCAAUGGGAACCACGAGACUGGAAAGAAGAUGAGAUGCAGCUAUGAUUUUGUGGCACGGAAUAGCAGCGAGCUCUCUGUGCUCACUGGGGAAGUGGUGGAGGUUCUGGACGACACCAAGCGCUGGUGGAAGGUGGGGAACCAGAGCGGGCAGGUGGGCUACAUUCCCUUCAACAUCCUGGAGCCCCUGCACGCACCUGAAACACUGGAUGACAAUGCCCUGUACUCACAGGUGACCCCCAAGGAGUUACGGAAGAAGGCCAAGGGAACUCCCCCACCCACGCCACAGAAGAAGGCCGUCAGCAUGGCCCCACCCUGGGAUGCCGAGGCCCUGGGGGUGACACAGGUGGAGAAAGAACGUAACUCCCAAAUCAACGUCAUGAAUGAAGAGCUGCUGCUGAGAAUCGCUAAUGGUCGCACCAGCCAAGCCAAGUCCUUCCACGUACACAAGACCCUGGACACCUCAGUCCCCCUGGACUACAACUCCUCUCCAAGUGACGUCGGCACCUGGCUGGAAGCCAAAGGCUUUAACCAAAUGACGGUGAACUCACUUGGGAUCCUGACUGGAGCUCAGCUCUUCUCACUGGAGAAGGAGGAGUUGAGAUCAGUGAGUCCAGAAGAAGGAGCAAGGGUCUACAGCCAGGUGAUGGUCCACAAGGCAUGGCUCGAGGAAAAUCGGAGUAUAACGGAGUUGGAAGCCAUCAUGCAGAAACAGAAGAAGAAGGUGGACUCGGAUAUAAAAAUGUCCACAUUGUGAGGAGAAGGGAGGAGAGUCUACACUCCCUCCCGACACCAAGAUCCGGCGUACAGAUGUGCUAUGUUAGUACUGUAGGCCCCUCUGUAUCACCCAGAGACUUUGUACAUAGGAUAUUGUAUAUAGGACGAAUCUCAGUCCCAUAUUUAUCGUCUUUGAUCAGCAGAAGCCACGUUGGGGGGAGGGGGGGUGUGGGAUUUCUGAGCGACUUCUUAUCGCGAUGGCCGCCUUCUCCGCUGUCCAACGGCAGAGUUGACCACUGGCGGGCGCUGGGCAGAUGGAGCUGGUCAGCAGUUUGUCAGAACAAGGAGGAAGGAGAUGAUACUUUUUGGCCACAAACGUUCCUUUCACGACGAGGCCCCAUCUUCCAUAUCCGACAACCAAGCUGGCAGAUAGAUGUCCAUAUAUACCCAUGGGCACCAUUGGCGGAUGGUGGAGAGGAGAUGACGAUGAGGAGGCAGAGGUUUGAGCAUCGAUGGGCAACCUUUCGAUGAACGGUGAAGAGCAAACCAAGAGGAUAAUUUAUAGAUCUUUGUUCUGUUUUGAUUGGGUUUGUAAAUUCUAAUUGCAAUUUUUUUUGUUUGUGUGUGUGUGUCUGUGUGUGUGUGUCUGUGUGUGUCUGUCUCUGUGUCUGUGUGUGUGUGUGUCUGUGUGUGUGUGUCUGUGUGUGUCUGUCUGUGUGUGUGUGUGUGUGUGUCUGUCUGUGUGUGUGUGUGUGUGUGUCUGUGUGUGUGUGUGUGUCUGUCUGUGUGUCUCUGUCUGUGUGUGUGUGUGUGUGUAUCUAGUAUCUGAAUGUGUAGGUUAGUGUUAAUGUGCGGGGAUCGCCAGUCGGCACGGACUCGAUGGGCAGAAGGGCCUGUUUUCCGCCCUGUAUCCAAACUACACUAAGCUAACAAAUAGCAAACCCAGUGUUUGUGUGGGUCUCCGAUGAUCCCUGGUGUGAACCAUCAAAGUAUUUUCAACGCCAGGUGAGGGACCUACCUGCAGGGUUGUGGGAGGUGAGGGUUUGGCAAGACUAACAACAUCUGCCGCCGAUUCUGAGACCGUUUCUCCCCAGCUGUGAUUGGGCAACUGAGCGGCAAGGUGGCGCAGCGGUAGAGUUGCCGCCUUAUGCCCCUGUCCCACUUAGGAAACCUGAAUGGAAACCUCUGGAGACUUUGCGCCCCACCCAAGGUUUCCGAGACGGUUUUAGUCAGUCUCCCUGCCUGCUUCCACUAUCUGCAACCUCUGGCAACCACCAGGAACCGCACAUCCGUUCAGGUUUCCCGAAGUGGGACGGGGGCUUUACAGCACCUGCAGCACAAGAGACCUGGGUUCGAUCCUGGCUACGGGUGAGGAAUUGUCCUGUGAGUGUGUGAUUGUGUGUGUGAUUGUGUGUGUGAUAGUGUGUGUGUGUGUGUGUGUGUGUGUAGGAUAGUGUGUGUAGGAUAGUGUGUGUAGGAUAGUGUUAAUGUACGGGGUAAUCACUGGUCUGCGCGGACACGAUGGGCCAAAGGGCCUGUUUCCACGCUGUAUCUCUAAAAAACUAAGAUAGUUGUUGGUUUAUCCAGGUGCUGCUAUUCAUGUUCCCACUUUAGAAUGAGUUAAAUGAUCCUGGUUGCUAUGGUGUCUUUGUGUAAUGUCAGUAAGCAUUCAAAUAUGGUCAGCCAUGAUCAUAUUGAAUUGCGGUGCUGGCUCGAAGGGCCGAAUGGCCUCUACUCCUGCACCUAUUUUUGAUGUUUCUAUGAAAGUCUGCUGCCUUCCAUUCCACGUUAUUCAACCAUAGAUAGACACAAAGUGCUGGAGUAACUCAGCGGGACGGAGAGAAGGAAUAGGUGACCCUCCUUCAGACUGAGAACUGGGAAGGGGAGGGAUAGCGAGAGAGAGGGAAACUAAGGGUUGCUCCAGGCAGCCACGGUGGUGCAGCAGGUAGAGCUGCUGCCUCACAGCGCCAGAGACCCGGGUUCGAUCCCGACUACUGGUGCUGUCUGUACGGAGUUUGUACAUUCUCCCUGUGACCGAAAUCCCCAAAUCUUCGGUUUCCUCCCACACUCCAAAGACGUGCAGGUUUGUAGGUUAAUUGGCUUGGUGUGUGUGUGUAAAUAGUCCCCAGUGUGUGUAGGAUAGUGUUAGUGUGCGGGGAUCGCUGGUCAGCGUAGACUCGAUGGGCUGAAGGGCCUGUUUCUGCCCUGUAUCUCUAAAACUAAACUAAACUCUAUGUGGCAUAGUGUCAGAGGAACUGCAGAAUUCGGGUUAGUGAAGAUGGCUACAAAUACUCCAGCAUUCUGUGUCUAUCCACCAGGCAGUGGGCUGGUCAUUUAGUUACUCUCUGCUUGCAAAUAAACAAUAAUGUGGUUAUGUAUAUAAUUUGUGUAGUUGUAUCAAAUGGAAUGUACAUAUUUAUUCUCCGGGCUGCCAGGCUUCUGUGUGCUUCACAGGGGCUUUUAUGAGCGUUGAAGGAGGCCAUUCUGGGUGGUCUAGACUAGCCCACUCCGUGUAGGCCUGCACACAGCAGCUAUGACAAAAAUCAAUAAAGAAAAUAUCCUGAGGAAGGAAAA